This is a messenger RNA of Oppiella nova, 1064 nucleotides long. NCBI's taxonomy places the organism in Eukaryota, Metazoa, Arthropoda, Arachnida, Sarcoptiformes, Oppiidae. The record is from the annotation of a GenBank genome assembly.
ACGAAAUUCAUAACCGAAGCCAAGGCUGACAUAACGGUGUCUAUCGAGCAAUUAAAUGAGACAUACCCUCAGCUGCCGGUGUGGUCGUCGGCACUGUCCACCACAUUCAUCAUAUCUGUUGUGCCAUAUAUGAUCCUAUUUCUGAUCCCGCUCAACGCCAAUACCCCGCAAUAUGUGUCGCAUCUGAGGAUAUGCUUAGGUUUGGCCGCCGGAGGACUUCUUGGCGACGCUUUCCUGCAUCUGAUCCCCGAAUCUCUGAACGCCAACAACAGCGCCGAUCACCUCAGUGUCGGUCUCUGGAUAUUAGGAGGAUUUCUGGGAUUUUUUAUCAUUGAGAAAAUUGUACGACUCGUCAAAAACUAUAGCAUUUCUGCGAGGAGUUCUCGUAAAGAAGUGGCAGUCAAUGGAAAUCAUAAUAACAAUCAGAUUUGCAAUAAUAAGAGUGCUUUCACUAAUGAAUGUCCAGUGAUUUGCGACAAAAUGCAAACAAAGCAGGAUUUAAAAGAAAAUCCUGUUUUGGAUAAUUACAAAGACAUUGAUAUCUCUGGUUAUCUGAAUCUUGUGGCGGAUUUAGUGCACAAUUUCACGGAUGGAUUAGCGAUAGGCAGCUCCUUCAUGGCCGGUCAUAACGUGGGUUUAGUGACAGGCAUUGCGAUUAUGGUUCACGAGAUUCCGCACGAGAUCGGAGACUAUGCGGUACUCAUAAAAUCGGGCUGUUCUCAGAAGCGGGCCAUGAGUUUGCAACUGUUGACAGCUAUCGGUGCCCUCACCGGCACUGUGGUCAGCCUCGCACUGGGAAAUACAGGCGAUAUGAGUGGCAGUUGGGUAUUGCCCUUCACUGGUGGUGGUUUCGUGUACAUCGGCACCGUUACUAUACUGCCUGAGCUCACACAACAAACCGAUUUAAUACAAACUUUUAAAGAAUUGUUUGCCCUUUUGUUCGGUAUAUUUAUUAUGGUUUUAAUUGUUUAAUCGGAUUUAAUUUAUUGUAAAAAAAUUUUAUGCUAACAAUAUGUGUUAUGUUUAUUUCAUCGAUAAUUUUAGUUUAGUCUACACUUGAGAGC